UUCUAUGUGUCCUCACAUGGUGGAGGAGGGGGCACACAGGUUCCCUUGUGACUCUUUUUUUUUUUUUUCUGAGACAAGGACUUUCUUGCUCUGUCACCCAGGCUGAAGUGCAGAGGCACAAUCCUAGCUCACUGCUUUCCUGGGUUUCUUGUACACAGAUCAGACCUAUGAGUGCAUGGUGGUCAUUACAGCUUCAACCUAUGCUAGAAGGCAGGCGUGAAGGAGGCUGCAGCUGCAGAUAUGGGAUGGUGGGAGGCUUCCCUGAGGAGGGGAUGUCGAAGGUGAGAGGUAGGAUGCGUGAGAUGCUUUCUGGGCAGUGGGAGAGGGUAUCCCAGUGUGCUGUGGGCUCUGGGGCUGCAGAGAUGCGUGUCUGUGGAGUUUGGAUAAGCCCCAUAAAAACACUCCACACAGUGCUUCUAGAAUCAGUCGGAGUCCAUGGCACAAAGCAAGGGCUCAGUAUAUACUGAGUGAAUGGAUGAAUGAAUGAAUGAGUGAAUGAAUGAAUGAGCCACCUGUCAAACUGCUUUCUCAGAUCAGUCCAGUCAGGGGAAUGGCGGUGGCCAUGGGCUUCUGUAGUGGAUGUCCUUAGGCUCGGUGUGGCUGGUGAUGAAGGACUGAGAGUCAUCCCAGAGAGUGCAGAACACCUCCCAUGACCUUCCCCAGAGUCCAAGCCCAGGGAGCAGUUGUGACAUCCAGCCAAGCUCACACUUGGCCUGGAGGCCGGACCCCAUGAGGACCAACCUGUGGUCUUCAGAGGUUGUCGGGAGGGAGGCCCCAGUGGACGCUGAAUUCCAGCCUCUGUCUGGAGGCCUUUGAGCAGCAAGCACCUGGUGGCUGCGCUGUGGAUGGGCUUGAUGGUCUGAACCCAUAACACCCAUUCAGGCAUCAGAAAAUCACCCUCGAAUUAUCUCUAGAGUUUUAUUUCCUAGAAUCCUGAAUAGAUCACAUUUUAUUGUUGAAUACUGAAAUCUCAUUACUUUAGGAAGUGCUAUUACUGGGCUAUUACUGGAAAGGAAUUCCUCUCUCCUGUUCUGAUUAAAACCUCCUGUUCAUAUUUAAAAAAUAAUUUCAGACCUUUUUUUUUAAUGCUUCUAAAAGUAUAAACGUGCAGCCAAGCGUCUUCUUUCCCUAGGCCCCGCGCCUGGGUGUGGACUUCCCUGGGCCUGCUGGUGGAGAGUGAGCGCAGCUCUGCAGAAGUAGAGACACCGGAGUCUCCUCCUGGACCCCCUUCUUGGAGAAUGAUCCCUUUCUUUUCCUCUGGCUCAGUUGCUUCCUAAGAUUCUAAUGACAGUUCUGGCCAAAACAGGCAGCCCCCGUUACCACUGGUUUGAGACUUCAGCUCUGGCUUUUUUCACCAGGAACUGAUUCUGGGAUCUUGGGGCAUAGGGUCCAAGAUAUGGCUUCUCUGCUGACUGAUGGAGUCAGGGGAGCUGGUUCCACCCAGAGCAAUACGUGGGGAUGGGUGGAAAGCACUCCUCCGGGCAGCUCCUGCUCCUCUCUGGAGGCUGCUCCCUCCGCGCACAGGGUCAUCAGCUUCCUGCGUCUGAAUCCCCAACCUGGGGGUGUCCUCUAUGGCCCUCUGGGCUCACUUGGCACUAUCACAUGCCGAGCCCACUGUGUCAUGAAUAUUACCUGGUGACUUGCUCCUUUCUCCUCCUCUGGGACUCUGCCCGUUCUCUGUGACCCCAAUGUACUUGGCACAGGGACUGGCAUGGGGCACUCAGAAAAUAUUUGUCAAAUGGAUGGUGGAAUUCACCAGCACCCAGAAAGCAGUGUGAUUUGGGGAGUUUUAUCAGCGAGUGGCCAUGUGACUCCCAGGGGCAGAGGGGAUGUCUUCAGCACAUCUCCGUCCCUUUGCCAAUCACACCCUGCUCAGUAGAGCCCACCUUGCCUGUCCUCCUCAUUGCCUGCCCUGUUCUUGCCUGGCCGCACUGAGCUCCACAUGAGGUAUAUUCCACAUGGACACAGGGGAGGUGACCCCCUUCUCUCCAGGGCUGCUCCUCCAAGGCCGCGGGUUGCCUUGGAGAAAGCUCAGAAUAGCUGUGUGGCCCCAUGCUGAUGCUGGGUGAGUGUGCAUGUGGCUAGAAUUCUUUUCUGGACUCUUGGCAAAUGGAAUUAUUUACAACCACCAGGGCCAAUAUUUCCCUGCUCCGCAGAUGAUUUGCAGCAGAUGAAGUAGAUGCUCUCUCCUUGCAGAGAGCUAAUGAUAACAUUGAGCUCUUCCCACCCCACUGAUGUGUCUUUGAUGGCACAGCUGUGGAUAUUUUUAUUUGCCCAGUCAAGUCGGCUCCUCGGUGCACAUGUCUGAAGUGAAGGCCCUUGGGCUGCAAGCUGCAGAGGGCACUGGCGCCAGCCUUGUGCGUUGACAGGAGACUGCAGGAACCCGCCAGCUUGGUUGCUGGCUUCCUGAGCUCUGUCUGUGGGUUCCCUCCCUGGAAUGGACAAGGGGGAGCAGCCGAUUUCUGAUACAGCUCAUCUGUCUGGGUCACUGGUUCCAGAAGUUAAUUUUGGAUGGAACUUCACAGGCACCUGGCGUCUGGUUAUGCAAAACCUGACCUUUGGCUUCACUCUGGGGCCUUCCCUUCUCCUCACCCCAGGGCUCCUGCUGCCUCCCUCUCUGUGCCAUUCUUUCCUCUUAAAAAAAAAUAUCCUGCUGACAGGAGCUUUCUAACUUGUCAUUUUGGAGAUCAUCAACAAAUUCUAUAGAGAGGUGACCUCCAUUAUGAGAAAGAGACGGGGAGUUGGCUGGGACCCAAGCCAAGGAGCUGGAGCCUCUUUUGACUGGCAAGGUGACAUUGAGUGUCAUAUCAGCAUUCAUGGCCAGCUCUCUUCUCCUCAGAGAGUAAUUAUUUCUUUCAGAGCGAAAGGUCCAAUUUGCUGUAAAGAACAGAGCCCCAGGUAAAACGAAAGAGCUAUAAGCUCCCCUGACAUAAAGGAGACCAGACUGCCCCCGUCCCCAGCCCUGCUCACUCCACAUCAUAAUGGCCAUUUGGCCAGAUUUAUUAUGUUUACUUGUACUUCCUUCCUGUCAUAACACAUUAGGGUGGUUGCACAUUGCAUGGGUGAGGCCGGCUCAGCAGGUGGAGCUGAACACCUUGCAGCUGACACUGGCUCUUGUAUCCUUGGCCAGCACCUGGCUCUGGGCAGGGAUUGAGAUGGCACCUUUGGAGAAACACUGGGAGAGCUGAUGCCUGGCAUUUGGGGCCAAGCUGAGCUCUGGGCCCUCUGCACUCUCCUGGUAUUUCCUCUACUCCUGGGACAUUACAAGAAUAAGUGGCCUAAGUCUGUGGCCUUGGAUGCCAAUACCACGAUAGAUGUCAUUCACUGAGUGCUCACCCUGACCCAGAUCAUGAGACACUGGGCACUGAUGGUUUUAUUUAGCACAGGCCCUGGGCACUCAUGGUUUCACUGGGCACAGGCCCUGGGCACUCAUGGUUUCACUGGGCACAGGCCCUGGGCACUCAUGGUUUCGUUGGGCACAGACACUGGGCACUCAUGGUUUCGUUGGGCACAGACACUGGGCACUUAUGGUUUCACUGGGUGCAGGCACUGGGCAUGGAUGGUUUCAUUGGGUGCAUGCCCUGAGCACUCAUGGUUUCACUGGGCACAGGCCCUGGGCACUCAUGGUUUCACUGGGUGCAGGCCCUGGGCACUCAUGGUUUCAUUGGGCGCAGACAUUGGGCACUCAUGGUUUCACUGGGCGCAGGCACUGGGCACUUAUGGUUUCAUUGGGUGCAGGCGCUGGGCAUGGAUGGUUUCAUUGGGUGCAGGCCCUGGGCAUGGAUGGUUUCAUUGGGCACAGACACUGGGCACUCAUGGUUUCAUUGGGUGCAGGCACUGGGCAUGGAUGGUUUCAUUGGGUGUAUGCCCUGGGCACUCAUGGUUUCACUGGGCACAGGCCCUGGGCACUCAUGGUUUCAUUGGGCGCAGACACUGGGCACUUAUUGUUUCAUUGGGUGCAGACACUGGGCAUGGAUGGUUUCAUUGGGUGCAGGCCCUGGGCACUCAUGCUUUCAUUGGGCGCAGGCACUGGGCACUCAUGGUUUCAUUGGGCGCAGGCACUGGGCACUCAUGGUUUCACUGGGUGCAGAUACCUAGCACACAAAGCAGUCCUAUUUGCCCAUCUAUGGCUGAGCAGAGUGAGCUCACAGUCAGUGACCCCUUCCCAGGCCCCACCCCCACUAGCACAGGAGUUCCCGCUGUGUGCACCCAUGGCGUGGCUCUGGGGUGGCUCUGGGUGGCCCUCAUCACUUGGACUGCCUUUUCUUCUUUUCUCGUCUGCCCUCCCCUAAGCUGUAGCUCCAUUUCUGUCUUGCACGCUGCUGCAGCUUCAGCACCCACCGUGGUACCUGGCUCGCUGUGGUGUUCCGCACAUGUUGUUAAAUUUAAAUUGUUAAAUGAUUGGAUGAGCCUGACGUGAGAUGAGGACCUGCCCAGAGUCAUCCAGCUGCUCAUCCACAGAGCCUGGGCUGUCCUGCCACGAAGCCCUUGCCAGUCACUAUGCCUUCUUGACUUCCCAUGGCACCAUGACUGUCACACUGCACUGUGGCACAGUGUACCUCCACCUUCCUCCUUCUGCUUCUGUUUUUGGGAGUUCAGUCAAAGCUGACAUGUUGCCCAAGACUAGAGGGGAGAGUUUGGAGGCCGGAGAGGAUGGCCAGGUCCUGGGUGUGGAGGUUGCUUCCUGCCCCUCCUCCUCCCCCACCACAGGGGCCUGGAGAAGGUAGGGUGGUGUCCUCAGUGAGGAUGGUCUGAAGGGGGCCCAGGAGCAGAGGGAGGAGUCAUGGUUGGUUGGAAAUUAGGACAACCAAUGCAGGAAGCUCUCUGUCACAGCUUGCCCAUUCUGUAGGUGAGAUCCGUGAAGGUCAGGAAGUUGAAUAACCUACCUAAGUUUAUCUGGCUACUUAGGGGAAGAACAGAGUUCAGACUUGAACUUGAGGUGCCCUAAUGAGUGUAAGAGUUUGAGGGGGUCAUUCACAAGCAUACCCUCGCUUCUGACACUAAGUGUAAAUUCAGGGCAGGACCACUCUGUGGUUCCAUAAUUCACUGAAGGACUCACAGAACUUGCUGAAAUCUGUUAUGCGUGUGGUUAAGGCUUAUCAGAGUGAAAGGACACAGAUUAAAAUCAGCUGAGGGAAGAGACACAUGGGGUAGGGUGCAGACAGGUUCUGGGUGGGGAUUCCAGCCAUCCUCUAUGGGUAAGUUGUGGGACCACUAGCGUCUCCCCACAGCCUGUGUGUCGGUGUCGCCAACCAGGAAGCUCGCUGGGCCUUGGUGCCCAGUCUUUACUGGGGCUCACACAUAGACCUGGUUAGCUACCCACAUGUCUUCAGCCUCCAGCCCUGCCUAGGACAAGCUGAGGUCAUGGGACCCCAAACACACCCCCUUAUCACAUUGUUAGACUCUCGAGCAUGGCCCAAAGCUCCAAAGACACUCUCACCUGAUCAGUCCCCUCCUAGGAGCCCAGGGCACAGCCCAGACCUCUCUGUGGGUAAGGUUAAUUCUUGAUUGAAUAGAGUACUAUGUAGGAGAGUGUCUAGGAACUAAAUUCGGGCUUAUUCCCUGAUAGACUCUUCUCACCCCGGGUCAAGGUACUUCAGGCCCUUGCCAUGGCCCACUGGUGACGUGGGUCCCUGCUGCGGCGUUCAGGCCCCUUGCUUACAUCACGGCACUUCUCUCUUUUCCAGACUGACAGCAGCAAUCACAGUCACAUUCCACAGCCUCUCCAGCACCCAGCCAGCUCUCCGCGGGGGCAGCAGGGACUGGUCCACCCAACAACAGCAGCCAUGUCCUCACCUCUUGCUACAGCAGCAACUUUAUUUGAUUUGAUGUAUAUGAAGAAAUAAAACUCAGAAGUCAAUUGACUUAAACAUGGAA
Molecule: messenger RNA, 5877 nt
Organism: Homo sapiens (human)
Lineage: Eukaryota; Metazoa; Chordata; Mammalia; Primates; Hominidae
Source: RefSeq, a predicted model, not a curated record